This is a messenger RNA of Ictalurus furcatus (blue catfish), 3102 nucleotides long. RefSeq names its product heat shock protein b8 (gene hspb8). Gene Ontology annotation, molecular function: protein homodimerization activity. The record is from RefSeq and is a predicted model, not a curated record. The transcript is spliced from 4 exons. Gene Ontology annotation, cellular component: nucleus; protein folding chaperone complex; cytoplasm. Bases 275 to 844 code for a protein of 189 amino acids. Lineage: Eukaryota; Metazoa; Chordata; Actinopteri; Siluriformes; Ictaluridae. Gene Ontology annotation, biological process: cellular response to unfolded protein.
AGAUUAUCCUUUGUGACGUACGAUUGUGUGGAUGAUGUCGUACAGUGUGAAACCCUGCUUAUACCUGUUUAAAUGACAAUCCGGGUCUUCCUGAUGAGGGUUUUUGGUGAUACAUGUCUGGCAACCCUGAUCAACCCAAAUAUGGCACCCCAAACUCUUCGGGCUGUAUAUAACUGCGCCAGUCCACUUUUGGUUGGAGAACCUUUACACACACGCUGCAAGUGGACGUUUAAACUCUAGACUUUUGUAAACUUCUGUUUAAAACUUGGAGAAGAUGGCGGAAGGUGAUUUCUACCCCCUGGGCAGCAGGCAGCGGAUUGCGCGAGACCCGUUCUCCACGCACUUCAUGGAUCCGGACUUCUCCGUGCCCAUGUCCGCGUUCCCGGAGGAUCUGUCUCUGGACUGGCCUGGCUGGGCGCGCCCCCGACUCAGCGCGCGCCUCGGCUCACCGUGGACUGGCUCGUUACGCUCCUCGUUCCCCCGCACCUCCAUGAGCGCGCAGUCCCAGCGAGGCGCGCCGCCGGUGGACCCGGACGAGCCGUGGAAGGUGUGCGUGAACGUGCAUAGCUACAGACCGGAAGAGCUCAGUGUCAAAACCAAGGACAAUUUCGUGGAAGUUGCAGGGAAACAUGAAGAGAAACAGGACGAGGGAGGAAUCGUGACGAAGAACUUCACAAAGAAAAUUCAGAUCCCUGUGGAUGUGGACCCACUCACGGUGUUUGCAUCUCUUUCUCCUGAGGGAGUGCUGAUCAUCGAGGCGAGACAGACCCCUCCAUAUUACCUGUACAGUAACGAGGCUCCGCCCGAGUACAUGGAGGAACAGCAGGAACCUACCACGGCUUAAAUGUCCACUCCUCCGAGCUGGUGGGUGUGGGGAUGUGAUUUUUGUACGAAAUUCUUACCGCAAUUUCCAACUUGAAAUGUCAUUUAAUGUAAAUGUAUGGCUAAAACUUUCUGAAAACCAAACGUUUGUGGCUAAGACUAUCACUAAAACAUUAUACUAAUUUCGGGUGUAAGGGAUUAAUUGAUGGCGUAGCGAGGGUGUGGUGCGGUUAAACGACCUCGUGUUGCUCCUCCUUGUUGCUAAGUUACCUUGCUAGCAGUGUGCUCCUGUGCCAGCCAGUUAGCAUCGUCAGUGAACAAAAAACAAACAAUCUAAAUUUGGGCCUGAAAACCAAACAUUUGGAAACAAAAAAGCUAAACGUCAUCAAAACAUUAUGCUAAGGGAUUGUUUGGAAGAAAUGAUGGCGUACUGAGUGUGUUUUCUUCAGUGUGUCUGUUACCAUCGGGUUAAAUAACAUCUCGCUCUUUCCAACCUUGCUAGUAAACUAGCUAGCUAACAAUAACAUCCUGUGCUAGCUUUAUCCAGCUGGCUAAGGUAGCAUUCUCAGUCAACAUAUAAUACAGGCAGAUUACCUCAGCUUUUUUUAUGCUGUUGGUUUCAUUUUAAAUUUGUGGCUAAGACAUAAUAAUAAUAAUAAUAAUAAUAAUAAUAAUAAUAAUAAUAAUAAAAACCAAACAUUUGGAAACAAAGACUAUACAUCACCCAGACGUUAUGCUAAUCUGGGGUAAAAAGGCUUGAAGGGAUUGUUUGGAAUAAAUGAUAUUGUAGCGAGGGCAUGGUGCAGAUUAAAUGACAUCUUGUUGCUCCUCGCUAUCUUGUUAUUAAAGUUAGCUUUCUAGCAACAUCUUCCAGUGCUAGAUUUAUCCAGCUGGCUAAUCUUAGCGUUGUGAGUGAAUACAUAACACCAGCACACUACCUCAGCUUUUUCCUGCUGUUGGCUAAUGGGCUAAUGAACAACUGACCAAAGGUGAGGUUUUAAUUUGAAAUUUGUGUCAAAGACAUCCUGAAAACCAAACAUGAGCUAAAUAUGAAGUUAAAUAAGUUAUGCUAAUGUGGGUUACAGAGAUGUGAAUGGAUUGCUUGGAACAAAUGAUGGCAUAGCAUGUUUUUUCAGUCUGUCCACAGACGUGUGGUGGGUUUAAAUCAUGUCUUUUUUUUGCUCCAGAAUAUUCAACAAAACAGGCUAAUUUUCUUUGAUCUUAUUUUCUUGGACACCUCAAUAGAUUAGACUUCUUGCAAAAUUGGGUUUCAGCUGAUAAUCUAAUACCAGUGUCUUUGAUUGAUGCUAACUGUAUCCACGCGGAAUGUUACCGCUAGCUAAAUAAAUUAGCAUCCAAGUUAUUUUAUAAGAAUAUAAGAAUGAACUUGGCAGUAAUGGAUUAGCAAUAGCAUUUCUGUUCAUCAAAAUCUGAAGUGAAAAGGAGGUAAAAUAAAAAAAAAAUUAAAAAAGAAGGUGGUACAAACGACAGCUAACGUGGACGUUUGCUAUCAUUUUCCGCUUUAGAUAGCGAAGUUAGCAAGCUUGAAGUAACUUCCUGUGCUAACUUUAACCAGCUGGCUAACUUUAAGUGAAGAUAUGACAGAUUUAUAAUAUAAGAUAUAACAGUUGAUGUUUGAUGUUACCUCAGCGUUUUCCUGAGGUAACAAUCAGGAGGCUGCUAGCGGCAAGCUAACGGUGAGGAUUUUACAGGAGUUUUCUUCAUUCUUGCCUUUGAGAGUUAGUUUAAUAGCCUACAAGGAACCAUGGAGAGAACAUUCUGUGUAGGAACGGGUUGGAAACGGGUUGUACGGUGGUUCGAAGCAAAUUCUGUAGAAACGAAUCAACAGUAAAAUUCAAUUAGCGAAGUCUACAUGUGUGGUUUAUGGAGGAGGAUCAGCAAAGUGCGAUUCCAGGAAUAAAUGUACUCUACACCCUAAAUAGUGUGUGUGUGUGUGUGUGUGUGUGUGUGUGGACAGAGAGAGAGAGAUCUGUUUGAGUGUUAUAUUUUAUGAAAACCAGCUCUUGUGAGCAUUUGGGAGAUGCAAGUUUUCUCUUGGAGAUGCAGUGUGUUUUAUAACUAAACAUAUUACAAAUUGUUAUCCUUUUAAUUUAUCCGCAAUUGAUCUAUCCUUAGUGGAGACACUAUUUUAUCAUUUGGUGUUUUGUUUUGUUUUUUUUGUUUGUUUUUUUUUCCUUCUUGGUACUUCAUCGGGUGUAAAUAUAUUGUUUGUAACUCGUACUGAGAAAUUCUAUACAAUAAAAUGUCUUACAAAAAGGG